This is a messenger RNA of Actinia tenebrosa (Australian red waratah sea anemone), 3255 nucleotides long. RefSeq names its product glutamate receptor 2. Gene Ontology annotation, molecular function: ligand-gated monoatomic ion channel activity; signaling receptor activity. The record is from RefSeq and is a predicted model, not a curated record. Gene Ontology annotation, cellular component: membrane. Gene Ontology annotation, biological process: monoatomic ion transport. NCBI's taxonomy places the organism in Eukaryota, Metazoa, Cnidaria, Anthozoa, Actiniaria, Actiniidae.
AGUUUUUUUUUUCUUUUUUUCUUUUUUUCUUUCUUUUUUUUCUGCUUUAAAAUUAAUGAGGAGAAGACAAAUCAUGGACAUCUCCAGGAUAUCAGUAAACAUCUGCAAGACGCAUGGAUCACGUUUUGCCAAAAGGGCGUAUUUGAAUUUCUUCUGAGUACGAAUAAGUUUAUUUUUAAGACUGGUAGGAAUCUGUAGGACUCAAGACCAUUGCCAGCAAACAAUUUUCCUGCACGUAUUCAUACAGGACACAGUUCAGAGUUUGGAAAUUGCUGACGAACAUCAUCUGAUUUUUGUGCUUAAGUUUCUCUCUUUGAAUGUUUUUCUUUCUUUCAAAGAGAUGUUAAGUUUGAAGUGUGUUGGAGUGUUGCUUGUUUUAGGGAUCCUCUUCCUUGGGGGAUGUCAAGCAGCCAUUUCAAGGAAUAUCGUAAUAGGUGUGAUUUAUAGCAAUGAUUAUGAAAGCCUUGUCAAUACACUACAGUAUCUGAUAAACUAUGAAAUCAAUGGGAACASCAAACUACUGCCUGAAGCUUAUCGCUUCAAAACUGUAAUGGUGCACAGCAAAGGAAAAAACCUUCUUUCGAGAGAAGUAGCAGCAAAACUCUCCAGAGCAGUUUGUAUCUUCGACUUGUAUUCCAAUGACCCAGAUGCAUAUGCACUGAGUGACAUGUUGAAGAUACCGCUGAUCAUGGCUGACAAUCUAAACGAUGAUCUACACAACAAAUACGUGUUGUCGAUGCGACCACACUACUCGGUCAUUAGCCAAGCUCUUUAUGACGUGGCCAUGUACUUUAAAUAUGAUGAGGUAGCCAUAGUAUAUGAUGAGCGUAAGACUCGCCUGGCUUCUCAUUUUUACGCCAAAGCUCGUACUGAAGACAGAUUUAACGUUCAGUUGAUACCAGAACUAGACCUCAAAGAUCCCAAGAAAACUGCCUCGUCACUCCAGAUACUGCAGAACACUUACAUCAAAAAUGUUAUCUUGAUAUGUGAUCAGAAAAACAUGGCAGAUAUCAUGAAUCAGGUAUUGCGCGUUGGAAUAAAUGACCAGGACUAUAAGUGGUUUUCGUCAGACGUGGAGGUAGCCGGUCCCAACAAGACGUAUCCAUCCAUACUUGGAAUGGUUGGACUCAGUCUUCAUUUAUCCAGCGAAGAUGCUGCAAGACAAUUGGAGAUGAUAUCUUCGAGUGUUGGAGGCGGCGGCGUGCCAUUAUCGCCGGUUGUAUACGCUGCAAUGAAUGAUUCUCUUCACAUGUUAACCAGAGUCAUACGAAGUUAUAUAACAGUAGGGAUUUGGCAGAACAUCUAUCCUAGCACUUCAACCGACAGUUGCCCCCUCAAAACCAAACCUAGUCUUGUUGGUCCCAAGUUACUUGAAAAGCUGCAAACGAUAACCCAUCAUGGCCUCACCGGACGAGUCAGUUUCGAUAGUAAUGGCAAGCGGACCUCCAAGAGAGCACUCGACAUACUUAACAUUGCAGAAGAUGGCGUCGAGAAGGUUGGCUCGUGGAAACCGAAUCCCAAAAACAACCAAGACCCAAUCACGAUGAAGAAUGUUAACCCAAUCAUGUGGUUGGGUGAUUUUGCUGAGUUGGUGAAAUGUCAUAAUCCAGGAAAACCGGGGAAGAGGUUCACCAAGCAACGUAAAGUGUUUAGGAUCACCGCCGUUAUUGAGCCUCCAUUUCUUGAGUGGAGCAACGGUAGCAUAGAAACACGACCAGUUUCCAACAGCAGUCUGCAGGGGUUCUGCUUGGACAUACUCAACGAACUCUCCAGAACUGUUGGUUUUGAUUACAAGAUCUUACUCAGAAAAGAUACUACUUACGCGCGCAAAGUGGAUGGCAAGUGGACUGGGAUGCUCGGUGACCUCAUCGAGAAGAAAGCAGAUCUUGCACUUGCUCCAAUCACCAUAACCUCCGAGAGAGAACAGCUGAUUGAUUUUAGCAAGCCAUUCUGGGACUUUAGCAUGAGUUUGAUCAUGCAGAAAGAAACAGAAGACGAGGUUCAGUUGUUUGCAUUUGUCAAACCAUUUGACGGCCUUGUUUGGCUUCUUACCAUCGGUGUUGUCCUUUUCGUGACAGUUAUGAUGUACGCUGUAGAUCUGUUCAGUCCAUUUGGGCACAGAGCUGAAGCCAGGGAAACAGGAGAAGGAGCCGGUGACGAGUUUAACUUGUUCAACAGCCUUUGGUUUGCUACAGCUUCCAUGUUACAACAAGGUGGUGACAAUACUCCAAAAUCGCCGUCCGGGAGAAUCUUAGCUGCUGCGUUUUGGUUCUUUAUCUUGAUUAUUAUUUCUACGUAUACGGCUAACCUAGCUGCUUUCUUUACCAUUAAACAGUCCAAAAGAUCGAUCAACUCGCUUCAAGAUCUAGUCAAACAAGACAAGAUUAAAUAUGGUGUCCUAAACAGUGGAGCUAUGAAAGCUUUCUUCGAGAGCUCCCAAGUAUCUCUGUAUCGACAGAUGUUUUCUCAAAUGAGACAACAAAACAGCUUCGUAUCCAGUACCAAGGAAGGUGUGGCUAAAGCCAGAGCAGGAGGAUACGCAUACCUGACUGAGCAGCCUUACCUCGACUACUACAACCAAAAAAAACCUUGUAAUACUAUGUUGCUUGAAAACCUACUGACGGCCAAGAGCUAUGGCUUUGGAUUACAGAGAAACUCACCGUACGUAAACGAGCUGUCUGUGGCUAUAUUAGAUCUUCGAGAGAAUGGUUUUAUAGAAAAGACACGUGCCAAAUGGUGGGACGAACGUAGCGAGUGUGCCGGCAAGAAGGAUGCAAAACCAGAAUCAACCACAAGUCUUGGAAUCCAAAACAUGGCGGGUGUCUUUAUCAUUCUUCUUGGUGGCGUCGCUUUUUCUUUCCUAUUCGUUGUCAUAGAGAUAAAAUGUAAGAGGAUUGUCAACAUGUUGACCAAAAACCAGGGAAGCAGCAGGAAAGUUUCUCGGUCACAAACUAUCAAACCCAACGAGGUUUGUCGAGAAAGUAUCGAUGCCAGUCAGAUACCUGUACGGGUUGUAGUGUCGCAAGGACCGAAGCAGCUGAAGCCAGUGGUACUCCAGGAACAGCCUGCUCCUUCUCAGGAGGAGGAACCCUCUGGGUGGAGGGCUUGGUUUGUUCGGUGGAUAUGAGUGUUUAACAGACGAGGAAGAAUACGACAAUGAUUCAAAUGAACAGCUUCCUGGGCAGCAUCUUGUACCAAAGCGACCAAACUAUCUUAACUUACCGGAAGGCUACGCCAGAACACAAGAAAGUAAAC